This is a messenger RNA of Ooceraea biroi (clonal raider ant), 1098 nucleotides long. RefSeq names its product sarcoplasmic calcium-binding protein. NCBI's taxonomy places the organism in Eukaryota, Metazoa, Arthropoda, Insecta, Hymenoptera, Formicidae. The record is from RefSeq and is a predicted model, not a curated record. Gene Ontology annotation, molecular function: calcium ion binding.
AUGGACGCAGUUCGCCCAGUCGCCUUGGUACAGGUACCUACAUUGAUCGAACGGGGGAGGCAGCGACCGCCCGUUACGGUAAACAGCAUGCAGGAGAGAGGGUACCAAAAGCUCCGCGUAUUUGUACAGAAAGUCUUCAUGCAAUUCUUUUCUAGCAGGCUCAACACGAAAGCCGAAGAUCCAAGAGAGGCUCGCGACGAACAAACCAUCGAGGACUUGCCAUCGGCUACAUCGUUGUCAGUGGAACUGUGCCAGAUUGCGAGGCGUAUGUACAGCAAUAGGCGUAUAAGCCAGACGGUAUCAUCAUCCGCAGAUGAGCAGGAAAGCGACAGCGAUUCUGAUGACGAGAAAGAAAGAGGUCAAUCACCGUUCUGGAGGAGGAAAAUGAGAACGUUGCACAACCAUUUGGACGUGAACAAGGAUGGAGUAAUCAGCUACGAGGAUUUUAUGCUAUUGGGAAACCGUUUUUCUGAAUUAGGUCAUUUGUCUUCGGAAGCCACUAAAGAUUUCAGGAAAGUUUUAAAUGAAAUGUGGGAGGAACAAUGGGGUGAGAUUAGUCCGUACAAUCUCAUCGGGGUUGAGAAAUACAUUGAGGAAAUGCAUCACGUUCUCAAUGAUUCUUCUUUGAAGAAGAAGUGUCAUCAUUUCCUGCCAUUCUUGUUUAAAGCGGUGGACAAAGAUCGCAGCGGUGAGAUUUCCAUCGAGGAAUUCAAAAUGUUCUUCGCAUGUUUGGGCCUCACACACGAUCAUGCUGUUGUCAGUUUUAGUCACAUCGACACGAAUGACGAUGGAAAGAUCAGUUUGAAUGAGUUUGUCACUCUGGGACGUGACUUCAUGCUCACGGAGGACCAGACGAGGCCCAGCAAGCACUUUUGGGGCCCAUUAGUAGACUGAUGCGAUUUUGCGAACUUGUGAUGUUUAAACUUUAAGAAAUAUUGCGUAAUUAAUAAUCUUCACAUAUUUCUUCUUAUUUUAAGGAUUUAUUGUUUUAAGGACUAUAGAUAAGCUAAGUUUUUGUAUGAAAAAAUGAGACUACAAUUAUUUUAUUGUUUAAAAACAGUGUAUAAUAGAAAGAUAAGAAAGAACGUAUUUCAUUAA